AUGCGGGAGCAACAUGGACCACAGCAGCCCAUACAGCAGAGGGCACGAACGCGCCUCCGGCCCACCCGGCGCUGCGCUCUGCGGGGCACGAGCGCUGGCGCUGCAGCGGCGGCAGGAAAGCCACGGAGCGGCUUGGCCGCGCUCAGCUCCGCGCUGCACGGAUGCCCUCCAAGGGAGGCAGGCAGCGGGAAGACACGCGGAUGCUCCGCAGCCGGGUCCCCUCUGCAGGCAGGCGGCUCCGUGCCGUGCCGAGCAGGAGCACUUGCACCUCCGGAAAGCCUCGCCUGCGGAACCGGCCGCUGCGAUGAGGAGCGAGCGUUCCGGCUGGAGGAGCUGACGAACCGGCUGGCCUCGCUGCAGCAGGAGAACAAGGUGCUGAAGAUCGAGCUGGAGACCUACAAGCUCAAGUGCAAGGCGCUGCAGGAGGAGAACCGCGACCUGCGCAAGGCCAGCGUCACCAUCCAAGCAAGGGCAGAGCAGGAAGAGGAAUUCAUCAGUAAUACUCUGUUUAAGAAGAUUCAAGCUCUGCAGAAAGAGAAAGAAACACUCGCAGUGAACUAUGAAAAGGAAGAGGAAUUUCUCACUAAUGAGCUCUCAAGAAAACUGAUGCAGCUACAGCAUGAGAAAGCUGAACUGGAGCAGCAUUUAGAGCAAGAACAGGAAUUUCAAGUGAACAAACUUAUGAAGAAAAUUAAAAAACUGGAAAAUGAUACUAUUUCGAAGCAGCUCACCCUGGAGCAGCUAAGACGUGAGAAGAUUGACCUUGAAAAUACUUUGGAACAAGAACAAGAAGCACUAGUGAAUCGUCUCUGGAAGAGGAUGGAUAAGCUUGAAGCAGAAAAACGAAUUUUACAGGAGAAGUUAGACCAGCCAGUAUCUGCUCCACCAUCACCGAGAGACAUAUCAAUGGAGAUAGAUUCUCCAGAAAAUAUGAUGAGACAUAUCAGAUUUUUAAAGAAUGAAGUGGAAAGGUUAAAGAAACAGCUGAGGGCUGCACAGUUACAGCAUUCAGAAAAGAUGGCACAAUAUUUGGAAGAGGAGCGUCAUAUGAGAGAAGAAAAUUUGAGGCUUCAAAGAAAAUUGCAGAGGGAGAUGGAACGCAGGGAAGCACUCUGCAGACAACUAUCGGAGAGCGAAUCCAGCUUAGAAAUGGACGAUGAAAGAUAUUUUAAUGAGAUGUCUGCACAAGGAUUAAGACCUCGCACUGUGUCCAGUCCUAUCCCUUAUACACCCUCACCAAGUUCUAGCAGACCUAUAUCACCUGGUCUGUCAUAUGCAAGUCACACAGUUGGUUUCACACCACCAACUUCACUGACUAGAGCUGGAAUGUCUUACUACAAUUCCCCAGGCCUUCAUGUGCAACAUAUGGGACCAUCCCAUGGUAUUACAAGGCCUUCACCACGAAGAAGCAACAGCCCUGACAAAUUUAAACGUCCCACUCCUCCUCCUUCUCCAAACACGCAGACCCCAGUGCAGCCACCUCCGCCACCACCACCACCACCUGUGCAACCUACGGUCCCACCAGCAGCAUCGCAGUCAGCCACUUUUCAGCAUUCAGUGCAUCCCUCCUCUCAGCCUUAGUGCAUGUGCUCAGCAGUCUGUAUGUCAGAAUUUGGACUCAUAACAUGGAGCAGUUUACUAAAAGCCAAAGGCUUACUUGGCAUAUUUGGAUUUGACAUAUUUGCACUGAGGUUAUAUAGGCUUCACUGUUAAUUGUGUUGUAAACGUUUGUAUAAAAUGCAGCCAGUGUUGUGGGUCUACAACACUAACUUAACAAAUUUUCCAUCAGUGUUUACUUGAACUAUAUGUAUGUCCAUUCUCUGGCUGGAACAUUUGCUACUCUGUUUGGUAAUACGGCAUUAUGUCGUUUUGCUUGGCUCCAAAGCUUCAUUUUCCUGGCUUUUAGGUUUGUAAAAUUAAAGGGAUACCUUUUUAUAUUUUUUCAUGACAAUUUGCAUAAAAUUAAAGGCAUGAUGGGCUAUGUUAUAAAUCCUGAAAUAUUACAGUGUUUACCAAGCUUAUGGUAACGCAGCACUACGUUUCAGUUAUUUGAAAUAACAGCUUCUAGUGCAAAAGUGAGUCAGACACCCUAAUCAGUGCCCAAGACACAUACUCUAUUGUAUCACCUAGUAAAUAAGCUUAAUUCAGCACACACGACAGACACAUCCUUGCUUCUCCUGUCUAAAAACCUCCAAUGUAUGGUACAGUGAGGGAACUGACUUGCUGCAGUUAAUGGAAUGUACAGUUCGUUGGACCUUAAGAUUUGAGUAUUUCACUUGUCAUUUACAUUAACCUGUAAGCUGUCCAUGCUGUGUGAUCCAUCACAAUUAACCAAGUGUGGUCCUGCCCACAGGUUACUGAUAGCUGAUUGAAGUGUGCUCUCUGAUAUUUUGCUGCAGAAGGCAAUGUGAUUGUAGAGAACAGCUGAUUUUUUUUCCUGUUUAAAAUAUAUUAAUUGCGAUUCCCCUGAAACAAAGGUGAACAAGUAUUCUAAAUGUUCAAAAGUCUAUUAGAAAAUAAGGUAUAAGAUGAACAUAUGGGAAUAUAUUGGUGUUAACAGCCAAAACUGUUGUUUUGCUUGGUAGAAACAGAAACAGAGUACAAGAAAGCAGCACAAUGUGGCACUAAUGAAUAAUGCUUAUUUAGCAGCCUAAGCCGGUACAAUGUAUAAAGAAAUGUAUUCUGAAUACAUUCUUUCCAUUCAUUUAGCACAAAUAAAUUGUUUGGUUUCACUUUGCAGUGGAA
This is a messenger RNA of Tinamus guttatus (white-throated tinamou), 2745 nucleotides long. RefSeq names its product coiled-coil domain containing 6 (gene CCDC6). The record is from RefSeq and is a predicted model, not a curated record. Lineage: Eukaryota; Metazoa; Chordata; Aves; Tinamiformes; Tinamidae.